Tetrahymena thermophila SB210 is the source of this 450-nucleotide messenger RNA. RefSeq names its product type IIB DNA topoisomerase family protein. NCBI's taxonomy places the organism in Eukaryota, Ciliophora, Oligohymenophorea, Hymenostomatida, Tetrahymenidae. The record is from RefSeq and is a predicted model, not a curated record. The transcript has a single exon.
AUGGAUAAGCUUUUUGGUAGGGUAAUUAGAAGAAAUCAAGCUGCAGAAGAGUUCAUGAAAAAUGAAGAUGCAAAAGCUCAUGAAAAGGAAACAGUAAAGUAAAAUAUGUAAAUAUAGACUGGCAUAAAGGUUGCUUUGAGACUGUCUUUUAUAGGUUCUGUUGCUUUAUUAUACAAAAGAGGAUUUUUUGCAAAAUAAAGCCCAUUUUUCAUGAGAGAAUUAUUAUUAAUGGUAGGAGGAUAUGGAGUUAUUUCAAUAGGAGAUUUCUUUGCAUCUGAAUAUAUGUGGUCCAACGCUGGAACCAUUAUCAGAAGAUAUACUAAUUAUUCCGAUUCAUAUUAUGUAGAUGAUAAAACUUACAAUAAAAUGAAGGAAAUGUAUAAAUUAAAGUAGAAUUAACCAUAGCAAACUGUAGAAUAUUAAGAAAAUAAUGAUAAAAUGUAUGACUGA